Messenger RNA from Xenopus tropicalis (tropical clawed frog), 2237 nucleotides. RefSeq names its product tyrosinase (gene tyr). Gene Ontology annotation, molecular function: identical protein binding; oxidoreductase activity; tyrosinase activity. Gene Ontology annotation, cellular component: melanosome membrane; melanosome; membrane. Gene Ontology annotation, biological process: melanin biosynthetic process. Lineage: Eukaryota; Metazoa; Chordata; Amphibia; Anura; Pipidae. The record is from RefSeq and is marked provisional.
GAUCAGGCUCGGGGGGAGAGUGAGGAGCAGCAUGGAAAGGAACAUGGUCCCUCUGGCAUUCUGCUGCCUGUUCUUCUUCCUCCAUGUUUGCAGGGGCCAGUUCCCAAGGGCAUGUAGCACCGCAGAGUCGCUCCUGAGCAAGGAGUGUUGCCCUGUGUGGUCUGGAGAUGGGUCCUCUUGUGGCCAGCUAUCAGGAAGGGGUGUCUGCCAGGAUGUUGUCCUGACCAGCUCUGCUACUGGCCCUCAGUUUCCAUUCUCUGGGGUUGACGAUAGAGAGAACUGGCCAACAGUAUUUUACAACAGGACGUGCCAAUGCCUUGGCAACUUCAUGGGCUAUAACUGUGCAGACUGCAAAUUUGGCUUCAGAGGGCCAAACUGCACAGAGAGAAGAACAAUGAUAAGAAAGGAGAUAUUCCGAAUGAGCAGUGCUGAGAAGAGCAAAUUCGUUGCCUACUUGAAUUUGGCUAAGCACACCACCAGCCGUGACUAUGUCAUAGUCACUGGCACCUACGCCCAGAUGAAUAAUGGCUCCAACCCUAUGUUUGCGGAUAUCAACGUGUAUGACCUCUUUGUCUGGAUGCAUUACUAUGCCUCCCGUGAUGUCUUCAUAGGAGAAGAUGCUCUCUGGAGAGACAUUGACUUUGCCCAUGAAGCUCCGGCUUUUGUGCCCUGGCACAGGUACUUCCUGCUGCACUGGGAACAUGAGAUUCAGAAACUCACAGGAGAUGAGAAUUUUACCAUCCCUUUCUGGGAUUGGAGAGAUGCCCAAGGUUGUGACAUAUGUACGGAUGAGCUUCUGGGAGGGGUCCAUCCCACCACCACCAGCCUAUUAAGCCCGGCAUCCUUCUUCGCUUCAUGGCAGAUAGUAUGCAGCCGCCCUGAGGAAUACAAUGCUCAGAGGAUCCUAUGCAAUGGUACCGGGGAAGGGCCCCUGUUCAGAAAUCCUGGUGGCCACGAUCGGAGCAGAACCCCCCGAUUGCCUACAACAGCUGAAGUUGAGCUGUGUCUGUCAUUAACAAAUUAUGAAACGGAGCCCAUGGAUCGGUCGGCCAACUUUAGCUUCAGGAACACCCUGGAAGGAUUUGCAGAUCCACGAACUGGGAUAGCCAACCGCUCUCAAAGCAACAUGCAUAACUCGCUGCAUGUGUUCCUCAACGGCUCCAUGUCUUCCGUCCAAGGAUCGGCCAAUGACCCAGUUUUUGUCUUGCACCAUGCUUUUGUCGACAGCAUCUUUGAGCAAUGGCUCAGAAGACACGGAGCUUCAGUAGACAUUUACCCAGAAGCCAAUGCACCAAUUGGCCACAAUCGUGGCUACUACAUGGUUCCAUUUAUUCCUCUAUACACAAAUGGAGAAUUCUUUGCCGCUUCUAGAGAUCUUGGAUAUGAUUACGAUUAUCUAGCAGAAUCAGGUUCCAUUGAAGACUUCCUUUUGCCCUACCUGGAGCAAGCGCGACAAAUCUGGCAGUGGCUGGUAGGCGCGGCUGUAGUUGGGGGACUCAUUACUGCUGUGAUUGCCACUAUUGUCGGCUUGGCGUGCCGACGGAAAAGAAAAUUCCCAUCGGAGGAAACGCAGCCGCUGCUCAUGGAAGCCGAAGAUUAUCAACCCACCUAUCAGUCUCACCUAUAGAACCCAAACACUAGCUAACUGUAACUAGCUACUCGUGAACAAAUUUGUAUACUAAUUUUUAUAUUCGGUGGGAGCCAACUGUGUGCUCCUUGUCUAAUGUGGGAAGUAACUAGUUUUAACCCAUUUUAUUGCCUAAGACUUGGGUUCCAGGGACCCACAGAACAGCAUCGACUACAGGCCCACUCUCCGUCCUUCUCUCACUUUAUUCUCUUAAUGACUUCUCCUUACAUUCAACCUUCUUCCUUCCAUUUCUCCUCUUUGUUCUCUUAUAGAGAUGGAGAAUGACCAUGGUCUCGGCAUAACAGGCAAAUGGUUGGGUGAGCAGGGGGUCCCACCUAUACCUCGGCCCACUGGGACUUUCCCAAUAUCCCGGGGACCCAGUCCGACACUGGCCUUGAGAGGAAAGUCAUAUUGCCCAGUCAAGUGGAUAGAGGGUUAAUCAAGUUGUGUAACACACAAUGUACUUUUUAUAAAUAUAUAUAUAAAAAAUAUAUAUAAUAUGUAUACUUCCCAAUUGAUAUGCCCAGCCAUCCCUAUAUGUACAAAGCUGAAAGAUUAAGGUUUAAAUUCCAUGUGAUAAGGGCUACAAGUAAAUAAUAUUUGGGAGAAA